Molecule: messenger RNA, 3134 nt
Organism: Acanthochromis polyacanthus (spiny chromis)
Lineage: Eukaryota; Metazoa; Chordata; Actinopteri; Pomacentridae
Gene: vsig8a
Product: V-set and immunoglobulin domain containing 8a
Exons: 6
Coding region: 1131-2096 (321 amino acids)
Source: RefSeq, a predicted model, not a curated record
UUUAAUUGUGCCCCCUUUGCUGUGGAGCUCAUUCCACAUGAUACUGUCUCUCAUUAACCUUUAACAUAUUGUGAAGUGCCUUGUGGCAAAACCAAUACAAAGCUGUUCAGCAACUUAUAUACAUGCUCAAGCUCUGAAUCAAAUAUCUUCUGAUGUGCUGCUUACUGGCCUGUUUUUUAAUUACGCCUCUGUACCAGCUACAGUCGUACCUCGAGGCGAACGUCCAUCCAUCCUAUUUUUGUGAACGCAAUAUCUCAGUAAGACCUGGAGGGAAUUUUUUCAAAUUUGGCACAGUUGUACACUUGGCCUCCAGGAUCAAAUCGAGUUUGGUGGUCAACAGCAACACUGAGAUGACAGGAAAAACGGCCACAACUCAUAAAUUCAUACAGCUUUUCACACUGGUGUCUAACUUAUUUAUAAAGUAGCAACGGCAUUUUAUAUCCAUUUUUCUGGCCUUUAUUUAAUGUUUUUACUUAGAAACAGAAGCAGAGACUCUGACUAGGAAUCACAUUUGGCUAGAUUCGGAGUUGGUGACUUAAAUCUUGGGUGCCCAACUUAAAAAUGCGGUGUGUUUUUUUUUUUUUUUUACAGACUUUCAGUGCUGCUUCUUAGAAGAUAGGUGUGAAUCAUCCAUAUGUUUUAGCUUCUUCGCAGCAACAUCCAUAUUGGAUACAUUGCUGACAAUCAUGGGUAAAACCCUGGAUUCUGUCUUUGUCGGCUCUAUCUCUCAAUGAACUUAGCGACUUCAGAGUUUGAGUAGAUGUGACAGCAAAUUUCAACUUCCCUCAUUGUCAGAAGGAUACAACCAAAGCGGAGCUAAUUCUAGUCAUAACUGCUGUAGAAAACGAUUCUUAAACAAUUGUAAGUGCUGCCAUAGUCCUGUGUGGCAUUUGGUGUCACAAUUACACUUCUGUAUUUGUUAUUUCUCAGCCAGAGCUCCUUUGAGUAAAGCUCCUGAAUCAAUAUUACCACAAUGCACAUUAAACCCAUAAACUGGCUCGUUGAAUGUGAAAACAUAUAAUAUUCACCCUUGACAAUUGAAAGAAGGGAUUAAGAAGCAGUUAAUAUGUGUCUGUAAUUAAUUUCAAGACUUGUCUGAAUUUCUGAAAGAAUUAAGGCGCACACAAGCGAUGCAGGUGACGUCCACCAGCCCCCAGACCAUCCAGAAGGCCAAGGGGGAAAGCGUGACUCUGGGCUGCAGCUACACGCCGAGUCCUUUUGAUAUCGGAGAGCUUGAUAUUGAGUGGUCUGUGGUCAGUCCAGACACCACACAGAAAGAUCAAAUGCUUCUAUCCUAUACCGGCGGCAUUAAAUAUUUGCAUGGUCUUGCGAAAGGCCUCAGUUUUGCUACUGGUGACCCCUCAGCUGGCGAUGCUUCGCUCUCAAUCGCUGUACUCUCGCCUGCUCAUACUGCGACCUACCAGUGUAAAGUUAAGAAAUCACCCGGAGUGGACAUGCUCAAGAUGUCUCUGGUGGUAAUGGUGAAGCCGUCUGUACCUAAGUGCUGGGUGGAGGGAGGGGAGCUGGUCGGAGAGGCUGCGUUGCUGCACUGCCAGUCGGCGAAAGGCUCCACUCCCUUGAAGUACACUUGGAGGCGAGAAAGUGCAGGACCCGUCCCUGCUGCAGCCACACAGAACAGUGCAACCGGGGAGCUGAAAAUCAGCAACCACUCGCUGAGCUUUGCAGGAAUCUACAUCUGUGAGGUGAACAAUGCCGUUGGAUCCGAACACUGCAGGAUCAACCUGAAAGCCAACAAACCUCCAAACAGAGCUGCGGUGAUAGUCGGUACCAUUGUGGGUUCGCUGCUUCUCAUCUUCAUCCUGCUGGUCUUCAUCGUGCUUCUUUACUGGAAGUUCAACAGCAGACGUCGCUAUGAGAAGGAGUUCUCCAAUGAGAUCAGGGAGGACUCGGCGCCUCCGGAAAGCCGUCCGGUCAGCCGUCGGAGCACCGGUCAGCGUCCUCAUGUCAUUUAUUGUCCAGUGGACGGGGCUGAGCUGAGCUCAUUCAGCGACGGAAGCCCAAACUCUCCAUCCAGCGUCACCCACGGCCACACGCCGGUCAUUCAGUAUGACAGCAAGUACGGAUACGCCGUGUGACAGCAGCUUUGAAGAAAUAAAAAAGGAAAAAAAUUCAUCUCCUUUUGUACUGCUUGAAUGGGAGCUUCAGGACACUUUGGACACCUGAAGCUAAAAUUUGGGAGCCACAGCAGUCUGAGCUUAAUUAACUGAAUUCAAAGCUUUGCUGCAUGAUGCUUUCCUGAUAACACUGUUCAAUUUAAUUGCUUUAAGAUAAUCUCAGUGACGGGGAAAACUUCUUCUGUUAGUUAAUUAUGUGUCAUUGUUCAUUCAACACAUAGGUGAAUGUCACUGCCUGUCAAGCCGGUGUUCAAAGCAUAUCAAUAUACAGCUUCGGAGGGAAUUAUUAGAACAUCGUGACCACUGGUUUCUAUCUCUUUGUUGAUCUUCCUGAAGUAAAACUGUUUCCUUGUUAAGGCUGUAAUAGACACUAUGUUGUUCCCAAGCUGAUACAUGGUGACUUUGUAACUGAAUUUCUCUUCAGUAAGCACCAACAUAUCUGUCUUCUUACUAUUUUUCUUGCUACAUGAUAAUUUAGCUUGAAUAUUAUCAGUUGGUUUUAUAUUUACAGCUUGCACACUAAAUAAUAGUGAGUUUUCAACCAUUCAGUGUGAAUUUUGACAUUUUACAGUUCAAAAGCGUCUUAUUUAAAGAGAAUACAUUGCAUGCAUUGAAUUAUUCUGAGUUUCUUCACGUAUUUUAGAAGAUACUGUAAUUAUUUAACCAUUAUAUUACAUUUCAAACAAGACUAUGAAUAUUGAAGGCCUACUCUGUAGAUGUUGUAAAAGAAUACAGCCAGUGGUGUAACAGUUAUCUCUAAGGCUGUACGUUAAAUGUAAUGAUGAAUUAAUUCAAGGAGUAAUAAUUCAGCUUAAACUGUAUCUGUUAACUUUAUCGACACAGCCAUCUAGUGCGAAUUCGGACAUUUUUACAUACAAAAAACAACAGAAUUACAGCAUGUAUUGAAUUUGAGAUUGUUGUGGGGUUUUUUUUAAAGAAAAUGCUGUAAUUAUACAGAAACUAUGAUAAAAUGCAAAUAAAACUACAAUUUUGAAGGCC